AUGCACGCUGCCAAGAACGGUCACUUGGACGUUUGCAAGGUACUUGCUGACGCCGGGGCUCGCUUUUCAGCGAAGGACGACGUGGGGGAGACGGCACUCAUGAAGGCUGCCAAGAACGACAACGUGGAGAUCGUACGAUUCCUAGUGGACGCUCAAGUAGAGCAACGCCGGAAGACCCAAGCCAUCAGUCUGACUGGACUCAACGACGGGCCUUCCAAGACGGAACAGCGUCGUGUCGUUGAUGCUACUGACGACGAAGGUGUGACUGCGUUGAUGAAGGCUGCAGAGGCUGGGCAGACGGAGGUGGUCAAGCUACUAAUAUCUCUGAAUGCUAAUGUCGAGGCCAAGGACGAUGAGGGGUGGAGGGCUAUCAUGUGGGCGUCCAUGGCUGGGCAACUGCCUGUGGUGGAGUGGCUCGUCACAGACCAUGCUCAAGAGGCCGACUACCAGACCGAAAAGGGAGAGAACUCUCUAAUGAAGGCGGCUGCCAGCGGCCACUGGGACGUCUGCAAGUUCCUCCUCGACAACGGUGUCAAGGUGAACGCUCACGACCGUGAGUUCCAAACAGCCGCCAUGUGGGCUGCUGCAGCUGGCCACCUCCCUGUUGUCGAGGUUCUCAUUCGCCAUGGCGCGAAGAUCACGGCCAAGGAUCAGCGAGGGGAGACUCCCAUCAUGAAGGCCAGCAAGGGAGGCCAUGUCGAAUGCAUAAGCCAAUUGAGGCGUCAGAGAGCUGCCAGUACCGGUCUCACUGAGGAGCAAUUGAAGGAUAUCAACAACUUCACCUUAUCGGAGAAGCGCAGAGUUCUCGAUGUCAAGGAUGAGGAAGGUACGCUGCGGGGAGAACUGACUUCAUUAGUGGUGAUGUCAGGGCAAACAGCGAUGAUUAAAGCUGCGGAGGCUGGUCGAUUGGACUCAAUGGAAGCGCUGGUGGAGAUGAGAGCCUCUGUCGAUAUUCCGGAUGACGAGGGGUGGAACGCUCUGAUGUGGGCCAGCUUCAAUGGGCACUUGCCAGUGGUGCGGUGGCUGGUUGAUGAGCAGUUACAGGAUGUCAACUACGCCUCUGAGAAGACCUCUGAGUCUCCGCUUAUGAAGGCGGCAGUGAACGGCCAUGUUGAUGUGUGUGAGUAUCUCUGUGGUAAAGGGGCGAAGAUCAACCACCACGACUACAACUAUCAGAACGCUCUCAUGUGGGCGGCGGCCAGUGGUCACUUGCCAGUUGUCGAGUUCUUGGUGGGUCGUGGCGCUAAGGUGAACCAGCAGACCAGGACGGGCAAGACCGCAUUGAUGCUCGCUAGCCUCUACGGCCACCUUGACGUGUGCAGGUUCCUGUUGGAACAUGGCGCGAAAAGGGAGUUGGAGGACGAGGACGGCUGUACAACUCUGUUCUUUGCCGUCGGGGCCGAAGCUCCGGAGCUGUGCGAGUUAUUGAUUGAGUGUGGCUGCAAGGUGGAAGCACGAAAUCACGAGGGGGAGACUCCCGCCGACUUGGCAGAGCGGAUGGAGGCGAAGGAAUGCGUAGACGUCUUCAGACGACGUUCCAGUGCAUGA
Messenger RNA from Perkinsus marinus ATCC 50983, 1548 nucleotides. RefSeq names its product ankyrin repeat domain containing protein. The record is from RefSeq and is a predicted model, not a curated record. NCBI's taxonomy places the organism in Eukaryota, Perkinsozoa, Perkinsida, Perkinsidae. Gene Ontology annotation, molecular function: protein binding. The coding region runs from base 1 to 1548 and encodes 515 amino acids. The transcript has 13 exons.